UCCUUAAUGGCACACAAAUAAGCCCUACAAAAAUUUAAAGUCCCUCUCACAUUUCAAAAUUCAUUCGUUAACACUUUUACUUUCGCUAUCAGAGAGAUCCACGAACUCCAUUCUCCAACAGAUCCAUCCGUUCACCUUAAAUUGAAAUCUGUUGACCAACAAAGUAGAAAAAAAAUCAAGCAAUGUGGGUGUCCAGUAGAUGCGGGUUUCGUUUAUAGCUUAUGCAAUCUCGAGUUGACCUCUAAUGGAGUUUACAGAAGCUUAUAAGCAAACUGGUUCUUAUGCUUUCUCACCAAAUGCUCGAUUUCUCGCUGUCGCUGUUGAUUAUCGUCUCGUGAUUCGUGAUGUUCUCUCACUCAAGGUGGUGCAACUGUUUUCAUGUCUGGACAAGAUUACAUACAUUGAAUGGGCCCCUGAUUCCGAAUAUAUACUUUGUGGUCUUUACAAGAAACCUAUGAUACAAGCAUGGUCUUUGACACAACCUGAGUGGACGUGUAAAAUAGAUGAAGGUCCUGCAGGAGUUGCUUAUGCUAGGUGGAGUCCAGACAGUCGUCACAUACUCACCACAUCUGACUUUCAAUUACGGUUAACUGUUUGGUCGCUGGUUAACACGGCAUGCAUACAUGUUCAAUGGCCAAAACAUGGGUCUAAGGGGGUAUCAUUUACCAAGGAUGGAAAGUUUGCUGCUAUUUGCACCAGACGCGAUUGCAAGGAUUAUGUUAAUCUGCUAUCUUGUCAUACAUGGGAGAUAAUGGGUGUUUUUGCUGUCGAUACAUUAGAUUUGGCUGAUGUUCAGUGGUCUGCAGAUGACAGUGCUAUAGUCAUCUGGGAUUCUCCUCUUGAGUACAAGGUUUUGAUCUAUUCUCCAGAUGGGAGGUGCCUGGCUAAGUAUCAAGCAUAUGAGAGUGGCCUAGGAGUAAAAAGUGUUUCAUGGUCACCUUGCAGCCAGUUUUUAGCAGUGGGAAGCUAUGACCAGAUGUUAAGGGUUUUGAAUCACCUGACGUGGAAAGUAUUUGCAGAAUUUGUGCACCCGUCUGCUGUUAGAGGUCCUUGUUGUGCUGCUAUUUUCAAGGAAGUGGAUGAGGAACUUGAUAUGUCAGAAUUAUCACUAGGAGAUGAUUUUGUCCAGUAUAGUAGUGAUAAUGCUUCCGAGGCACAUAUUCAAGUCAGAUACAAUGUUUUGGAGGUACCUAUCAAUCUCCCUUCUCAGAAACCACCUGCAGAUAAGCCAAAUCCCAAGCAAGGAAUCAGCCUGAUGUCAUGGAGCAGUGAUAGUCAAUAUAUUUGCACUCGCAAUGAUAGCAUGCCUACUGUACUAUGGAUAUGGGACAUAAACCAUCUUGAGCUAGCUGCCAUCUUAGUUCAAAAAGAUCCCAUCCGAGCUGCAGCCUGGGAUCCCACAUUUCCACGUUUGGUUUUAUGUACUGGAAGCUCCCACAUAUACAUGUGGACACCUUCAGGUGCUUAUUGCAUAAAUGUUCCAUUGCCUCAAUUUGCGGUAAUUGAUCUGAAAUGGAACUCCGAUGGGAGCUGUCUUUUUCUCAAAGACAAGGAGUCAUUCUGCUGUGCUUCUCCGGAGAUACUGCAAGAAUCCAGUGAUUAUAGCUCUGAUGAUUGAUGCUUCCAUCAUCACACAUUAUGAAACUUUAUGGAGCUGAAAUCUUUUGUUCAUCACACCUCCCAAAGUGAGUAUCCUUCGUCAAGGCGACAGCUUUGCUUGCUUAUUAUUUUUCAGUUUGCACUAUUGACAGGAAGAAGAGGUAAUCUAAGGCUGUGAUAAUCUUGUUUAUUUGCUUUCUAAUGGUGUAUAUUUGAGAUCCAAAAUAGUAGGACGGAUUUUAGAAAUCUGGAUUUGUAACAUUAUCUCCUAAUAGAUAGGUCAAAGGGUGUCUCUAGAGAGCACCUUUGCUUAUGUUGGGGAUCAAGUGUAAUGUACUAACACCUUUUUUUCUAGUUAAUGCGCAACGCCUGAAGCACAACUAUUGCCAACUUGCAAUGGAGCUUAUCUGAAGUUCCAUUCUUCAGGUGGCAUAAACUUAAUUGUAGUUCUUGGUUUUCUUUU
This is a messenger RNA of Solanum lycopersicum (tomato), 2062 nucleotides long. RefSeq lists its product as uncharacterized. Gene Ontology annotation, molecular function: protein binding. The record is from RefSeq and is a predicted model, not a curated record. Gene Ontology annotation, cellular component: MWP complex; mitotic spindle; microtubule organizing center. Gene Ontology annotation, biological process: microtubule anchoring at mitotic spindle pole body. Lineage: Eukaryota; Viridiplantae; Streptophyta; Magnoliopsida; Solanales; Solanaceae.